Messenger RNA from Effrenium voratum, 360 nucleotides. Lineage: Eukaryota; Dinophyceae; Suessiales; Symbiodiniaceae. The record is from the annotation of a GenBank genome assembly.
AUGUGCGGGACAUUCACGUGUCCCGCCGCCCUAUCCAGCUGUUACGACGGCCCUUGUCCAAUCAACGAAGACAAAUUGCACUUAACGAAGCAAUACCGAGGCAUCGAGAACCGUGUGAUGCAGGCUAUAUCCUGGCAAGUUGGAUCACGGCCUUCCUUUUUCUUCCCAGCCUGUCCUACAAGCUGGGAGGCCCCCAUCAACAUCACCAAUGCCAACAGGACGGCGGCGAAAGCGAUUGGGGAUCUGAUGGGCAAGAACCUUUUGCAUGAUGCCGAUGAAGUGAAUGCCAUGAAAGGCCCCAAAACCACACGAAUGCCACGGGCGGACUUGGUGGUUUGGCCAAGAAUUUGGAGUUCCUGA